CCAUUUGAAAUGGUAGCUAUUUUAGGAGUUGAAGUUGCCUUUCCUUUUCAACCUUAUCCUGUUCAAAGAGACUAUAUGGAAAAGGUUAUCCAAGCACUUCAAACAAGUCAACACGCCAUGUUAGAAAGUCCUACAGGAACUGGGAAAACACUCUGUUUACUAUGCAGUACUUUGGCUUGGAGACAGUCGUUUAUUGCGAAGUGCCAAUUGUCAACUAUUUCCAAAGGACAGUCGUCAUCUCUUCAUCAUUCAGACGCUGAAUUCUUUCAAGGAUUGGAAUCAAGUCUUUCACGUGCAGUUGGAAAGGAGAAUCAACGUGCGUUGGAGAAUGACGACGGAGCCACAUUGGAUGACCUUUUUCAAAGUCUUGGUGGAAACCAAGGCAUUCAACCUACUCCAAGAAUAAUAUACACUUCUCGUACACAUAGUCAGUUGGCACAAGCUAUUGAUCAAUUGAGAAAGACAAUAUAUAGACCAAGCGUGAUUGUCCUGGGCUCGAGAGAACAACUUUGUAUUCAUCCACAAGUAUCUCACUUGCGAGGUUCGGAACAGAAUCGACUCUGUCGUUCACUCUGUGAAUCAAAAGGUUGUAAAUAUCGAAAUAACUUGAAGAAUUUCUAUAAAUAUGAAAAAAUGGCAGAUGAGAUCCUCGACUUGGAAGAUUGGGUGAAUUUCGGGAAGAAAGAAGAGAUAUGUCCCUAUUAUCUUGCGAAAGAACGGGAACCUACAAGCGAACUCAUAUUUUUGCCUUACAACUAUUUAGUGGAUUUACAUUUAAGAGAGUCUCUGCGAAUGGAUUUUUCCAACGAUAUUAUUUUAUUCGAUGAAGCUCAUCAUAUAGAAGAUAUAGCGGCCAAUUGUGCAAGUUUUGAGUUAACAACUAGCUUAUUGGAUGCUUGUAUUCAUCAACUUCAAAGAGUCAAGUCAAAAGGAGACAACCUUUCAAGUAUCCAACAAUAUUCUCAAGAUGCCGUUUCAUUAUUGUUAGCGUUGUUUCGAACACUUUUGAACGACAUGCAUCAUUUACUUGAUGGCGUUUCUGCACAUGAGUUGGUUUAUGAGCCAAGUUUUCUCUUUCAGCUGCUUUCUAAAGUCAAUCUUACGCCAAAAACAUUCGAUGCCUUUUCAUCCAAGAUUGAGCAACUCUUUGGUGAUCAGCACAGUGACUUUGAAUCUUCGGUAGAUUUUCAAAGUUCUUCUAAUGAUGCCGUAUUUACCUUUCUAAAGUAUAUGCGUUUGUUAUUCAAAUUGUCAGAAGAAGAAGCUCGUCUUUCCUAUGUGGUUUGUAUUUAUGGAGAACAGAAAACGGAGGAAACAAGAAGAAGAAUCACUUUGAGUUAUUGGUGCUUUAAUCCUGGUGUCGUUAUGAAACAACUUGUAAAAGGAGUUCGUUGCCUUGUAUUGACAAGUGGCACUUUGAGUCCUUUAUCAUUCUUAGAAAGUGAGUUGCAGAUUCCUUUUCCUAUUCAGUUGGAGAAUCGACAUAUCAUAAGUCAACAUCAAUUAUUUGUGGGAAUGUUGGGUUUAGGUCCCAGUGGAGAAGUAUUGAAUAGUAGUUAUCGCAACCGAAGUUUGAUAUCUUACAAGAGAGAAUUGGGACGAUGUAUAUAUAACUUUUCUUUGGUUAUUCCUGGAGGAAUGUUGGUAUUUUUCCCGAGUUAUCAAUUGCUAAUGGAUUGUGUCGAAUAUUGGAAAACCUAUUCUAUGCAAACGAGUGACCAAUCUAAAGAUUUUGUUUCUAUUUGGGAUUCUAUUUAUAGACGCAAGUCAUUGGUUGUGGAAUCCAAAGAAGAGAAGGAAUUCCAGGAAAGUUUUCGUCACUAUCAAGAACAAGUGGAUAGUAGGGCAAGUGGUUGUAUUUUGUUUGGAGUUUGUAGAGGACGCAUGAGUGAAGGUAUUGAUUUCUCUGAUGAAUAUGCUAGAGCAGUUAUUUUAGUGGGUAUUCCAUUUCCUCCUUUACAACAACGCAAAGUGAAAAUGAAACAACAUUAUUUAUCUACUGUGAAAAAGAAUAAUCCACAACGUUGGUAUCGAUUGGAAGCCCUUCGUGCGAUGAAUCAAGCAAUAGGUCGAGUGAUUCGACAUGAAAAAGAUUUUGGUGCGAUUAUCUUGUGCGAUGAACGUUUUCCAAGUAUGGUUCAUGAACUUUCUUUGUGGGUUCAACCUUUUGUGAAGAACGGUUGCUAUUCUUUUGGUGCAUUGCAGUCUGAGUUGAUUCGGUUCUUUAAGAAUCAAGGGCGACCUAGUUUGAAAGACCAAAAGGUAACCACACCACAAUUGAAAACUCCUCAACUAGCUGCAGGAGAUGAAGAUCAUUUAUUUCAAGUAGUUGGGAAUAAAUAAUAAUAAUAAUAAUAAUAAUAAUAAUAAUGAGAACCGAUCGGGCGAUGUUAUUC
Messenger RNA from Galdieria sulphuraria, 2396 nucleotides. RefSeq names its product DNA excision repair protein ERCC-2. Gene Ontology annotation, biological process: negative regulation of DNA recombination; regulation of double-strand break repair via homologous recombination; negative regulation of t-circle formation. The transcript has 2 exons. The record is from RefSeq and is a predicted model, not a curated record. NCBI's taxonomy places the organism in Eukaryota, Rhodophyta, Bangiophyceae, Galdieriales, Galdieriaceae. Gene Ontology annotation, cellular component: nucleus. The coding region runs from base 10 to 2343 and encodes 777 amino acids. Gene Ontology annotation, molecular function: ATP binding; DNA polymerase binding; hydrolase activity, acting on acid anhydrides, in phosphorus-containing anhydrides.